This is a messenger RNA of Encephalitozoon hellem ATCC 50504, 1719 nucleotides long. RefSeq names its product replication factor A protein 1. Gene Ontology annotation, molecular function: DNA binding. Lineage: Eukaryota; Fungi; Microsporidia; Unikaryonidae. The transcript has a single exon. Gene Ontology annotation, cellular component: nucleus. Gene Ontology annotation, biological process: DNA replication; DNA repair; DNA recombination. The record is from RefSeq and is a predicted model, not a curated record. The coding region runs from base 1 to 1719 and encodes 572 amino acids.
AUGAAACUUGAGCCGGGAACAGUCGAAGCUCUUUACAACAGCCAGACCAGCAAUCCGCUGUACAAGAGUCCAAUCCUCCAGAUCACAUCUCUAGGAAAGUUAUCUGUCGCUAUUGGAGAUAAGCAAAGAUAUCGAGUCAAUCUGUCUGACGGUGUGAACUACAUGAAGGGGAUUUUCUCCAGUGAGCUCACACCUCACUUUGAGAAGGGGCUUGUGAGUAAAUAUAGCCUGAUCAGGCCUGGAAGAUUCAGCGUAAGGUCAAAAGACGGCAGUGUAUACAUAUACAUCCAGGAGAUUCAGGAGUAUGAGGACUGUAAUGUCGAGAUAGGAAAGCCCGUAAACAUAAGCACCGGCAAUGCGUCUUUCAGCGACAACCAACCCAGCCCCGGGAAUCUAAAACGAGUAGAAGUAAAUCAGCAGCAUUGGAAGCAGGCUGAUGAGGAAGAUAAAAAAAGAGUAAAGAGGGAUUCCAAUUGCGAUGGGGAAUUUACAGCAAUAAACAUGCUGAAUCCGUUCCACAACAAGUGGGUUAUAAAGGGAAGGGUAGUGGUGAAGGGCGAUAUAAGAAGAUUCACUAACCAGAAAGGCGAAGGAAAAGUAUUCAACUUUGAGCUUUCAGAUGGGACUGCGCAAGUGAAGAUAAUAUGCUUUUCUGAUUGUGUUGAUAUAUUUUUUCCGAUAGUGGAGGUUGGGAAAGUGUACACUGUCACAAAGGGGACAGUAAAGAUGGCAAACAAGCAGUACUCCACAAACCCGUUUGAUUAUGAAAUAAUUUUGGACAAGAAUUCUGAGGUUAGGUGUGCAGCCGAUGAUGGAUCGCCUCGAUACUUUUUCAAUUUUACUAAAAUCUCUGAUAUAUCGCUUGGAAGUGCCUACUGCGAUGUAAUUGGAGUUGUUAAGGAAGCAUAUGGCCCUUCGACCGUGAUGGUCAGAAGCACGCAAAACGAGCUUCUUAAGAGAGAUGUUGUUCUUGUUGAUGAAAGCGGGAGUGUAAGAUUAACCCUGUGGGGGCAGAAGGCUGAGAUCGAUAUCGAGGAGGGGGUAGUUAUUGGGCUGAAGUCUAUCAAGGUCAGCGAAUUUAAUGGGAUCUCGAUAUCAACCACAGGAGGGUCGCAGGUUGUGGUAAAUCCCGAUAUUUCUGAAGCACACGAGCUUGCUGGAUGGUAUCAGUCGAUUGGAAAGAACAUGCAGGUGACUCUCCCGCGAAAAGAAGAAAAAAGGAGGCUAGUACAGGAAGUCAAGGAAAAUGAGCUGGCCUAUUCGACCAUCCAAGGGACUGUAAUGUUCUUAAAGGAAGAUGCUCUAUGGUAUGCGUCAUGCAAAGGCGAGGGAUGCAAUAAGAAGGUCAUGAUAGAGGAGGGUGGAAACUACAGGUGCGAGAGAUGCAACAUGACAUACGAGGAUUGUAACUACAGGUACAUGGUCACAAUGCAUCUUGGAGACUUUACUGGGCAGAUAUGGGUGAGUCUCUUUGACGAGGCUGCAACGGGAUUCUUCGGAAUAUCUGCUAAGGAGAUGAAAGAGAUGAGCGAGGAGUCUCCUGCUGAGCUACAGGCACUAAUUAGGAGGAUGUGCUUCAGAGAAUGUUUGUUCAGAAUCAAGUCGAAGCAGGAUAACUAUAACGAUGAGCUUAGAAUGAGGUACAGUGGAUUGAGCGUGAGUGCCUUGGAUAUUUUGAAGGAGUCAAAGAGGCUUCUCGAUGUGAUUGAGAAGGCAUAG